Oncorhynchus gorbuscha (pink salmon) is the source of this 4655-nucleotide messenger RNA. RefSeq names its product rRNA-processing protein FCF1 homolog. The transcript has 2 exons. Gene Ontology annotation, molecular function: zinc ion binding; nucleic acid binding. The coding region runs from base 1024 to 3279 and encodes 751 amino acids. The record is from RefSeq and is a predicted model, not a curated record. NCBI's taxonomy places the organism in Eukaryota, Metazoa, Chordata, Actinopteri, Salmoniformes, Salmonidae. Gene Ontology annotation, cellular component: small-subunit processome; nucleolus.
CGUACAAACACAGUUACACGAGGGCUAUACUACUAGCGAGAUGCAAGAAGUCGGCUGUUGGAUAACAAAUCAUGGGGAAACGGAAGACUAAAAAGUUUGCUUCAAUGAAGAGAAUGAUAAGUUUGAAAGAUCAGAGAAUGUGAGUUGCUAGUGUUUACUAAAGACCCAUAAAACGUGAGAGUACGGGAGCGAAUUGGUGAAAGGACGGUUCAAGGAGAAAGACGAGCCAAUUCGGGGGAGGACAAAACUCUGCUCAACUCGGAGAACUGAUCUCAGGUCGACCACUAAAAAGGUAAGCAAAACCUGUUAAAACAAACUUUGCAUAUUGUCGUUUAGUCUACUCCAAAUUUAAGAUCAGUAAUACCGAGUGUGAGUAUGAGUUUUGUGUAAAUUUAAUUUAACAAAAUUUCAUUGAGCAGUGAAGUAAAUGAAUUGUGGAAAUAUGAAUGCAAUGUAUUGACUGUUUAAAGUUAAGGUGAUACAGAUUUGAAUUGUAUGUGUUAAAGAACUGAGAUGAGUUAGGUUGGAGGAUAUUGCAAUGUUAGCUUGAUUCUAGAUACUAUUCAGAUAUGUCGACAGCAUUCGAUGAGGAAUAGGUCUAUUUGUUGAUUAGUGAUAUUAUUCAGAGAUGUCAGCAGCGACUGAUGAGGAAUAAAUCUAAGUGUUGAAUAUGACCAAAUGUUCGGUUGAUACUGCUACUAGGUGAUUUACAUACCAUAACCUAGCUCAUGACUGGUUAAAUGUGUUGUAGAGUUGCUACCUGAGUACAUGAAGUAUACGAAUGAGGCAUAUUGAUAAUCGACUAGUAACCCAACAGACUGGCUGUGACCGGUGAGGUUUUAACUGUACACAGCGUCUCACAAGGGUUUAAUUGGGCUGUAUUGUCUCACCAAAAUCUGAAUAUAUGACGGAGGAGCUCUGAGAUAAGACAGAGUACGAGUAAUAGUUUCUCCAAGAAUACAUCGCUGUCGCGAGACAGUGACGGGCUAAGUAUAUUCAGAUAGUCAAACUCAUUUAUACACCAUGGCAACUUCGCAACCUCCAAAACUGAAAUUCAAUGAUUUUCUAGACCAACGUAUGCAGGAUAGGUCAGGAGGAAAGGAACAGUGGAAGUCAGUAAAGAAGGUUUGGGAAGGGUUGAAGUUGAAGUGGACACAGGCGGGUUAUUUGGUAGGGGGAACUCCAAAUAGGACUCAGCUUAGCACAAUGGAAGACGAGUUGCGUGAAGCAUUACAGGAAGCUAAAGACAGGGAGACAGAACAGAACAAGUUGCAUUUAUUCAAGAAGGAAGGGACUAAACAGAGAGAGAAAGCAGAAGCUGAAUUGAAAAUAGGCACUUGGGCUAUCGAGGAGACCCGUAGAGUACAACUGAACAAAAAACCGGAAGUAAUGGCAAUAGUCACUGACACAAAAGAGGGAGGGGAUACCACCACCCCACCAGCCAACCCAGACAAAGGACAACCGCCCAACCCGCGGCUCUACCCAAACCUAUCUGAAGAGUACAGACCACCACCCUACUCGCCUCUCCCAGGCCCAACACUAGCUGCUAUACAGGCCCCUGUAAUGACGGUGAGAGGGGGUGUGAUAAAGGGGGAAGUAGCAGUGCGCCUAAUGGAAGGAGCAAUCGAUGUUGAGGAUCUGGCGCCCCCCAGCGGUCUCCACUCCAUGAAUACUGUAGAGACGGGGCCCCAAAGUGGACGGACAUCACUGAACCCAUUCACUUCACACUCAGUCAGCACCGACAGUUGCUCCAACGACUUCAAGCCUCUCCCACCCAGUCUCCUUUCUCCACUAUCUAAAGCAGUCUCUGCAGCAACCCCACGCAGCUACACCAGUGAACAUCGCUCAGCUGAAAAAGGGAACGUCGAAAGGGAGUAUCUGACAUCAUUAAACCUGCCACAAGAGGAGGAUGAAAAUGAAUGCAGUGGCGGUCCAACCCGGGAACAGAUAUGGACAGCUGCCGAACAGAUCAACAGGGAACAGUUUCCAGGUGGGGGAGGGGGACCAUAUCAUCUAAGUGGCACAUAUCUGGGUGAAAUAACCGAUCUCCGGGAUGCGCUAAACCACCCACCAACAGGCCUAAGGCGAUCACAACGAAUCCAAGACCAACAAAAUAGACAGGCAUCCAGCAUACAGGCUCCACUCCGCCUGAGUACAACGGGAAGAGGGGAGGAGUACAAACCAUGGCAGCUGACAGAUCUAACCUCCAUGAUGGACCAGUUACCAAGCCUUCAUGGAGGUGCCUCUGCCUGGCUCUUACAACUACGAACCCUGACCUCUGGUUUCCGGUUAGCACUAGGAGACAUGAGAGCACUGCUAGCCAGAGCCACUGACCACACCACCAUGGAUGUAAUCAUGAAAACAGCCGGUCUGGACCAACUACCUGGAGCUACCCCUCCUGAAUCAUAUUCAGUAAAACUGUGGGCUGAACUCAGGAGAGCAUACCCAACGGAGAGAGACUAUGCAGCACUAUCAUCAUUUCUCAUGAACACAGGAGAAGCCCCUGCUGAAUACCUGGACAGAGCUAAAACCACCUGGAGAACUGUCCACGGGGAGCCAUACGAUGCCUCAGUGACAUCAACCAACAUGUGGAAGGAACUAGUUAUCAACGGGACACCUCCCCCAGUCAAGACUAAAUUGAGGCAGACCGUCGGCUUGUGUGCCAAACCUGUAGCGGAAUUUUCAUCACAUGUGCAUCAUCACAUCUCCCACCACAACAAGGAGUUGGGAGGGGCUGAAACUGAGAUGAGAGCCCUGCAAGUACAACUACUGAAACUCCAACUGAAAGAUGCACAAAAAACCACCCAACCAAAGAAACAGAUGGUCGCCGACCCUACAUCAAUUCAAAUUGUUGAAGACACUGUCCGACAGAUGCUAGCAACUCAAGGACCGGCACCCUAUCAAGCACCCCCUUAUCCUCAGCCUGGCCCCUAUCAGCAGACUCCUCAAGUUUAUGUGAGUUAUCCCCCUAGGGGCCCGCCGCCAACAGCUGGACAAUGGGGCCCCCGCCCUUGGAACAAUGGCACCUGUUACAACUGCGGACAGCCUGGACACCGUGCAAGGGUUUGCCCAUUGCCACAAACACACAAACAGAGAGCGUACCUCCAGAACCGAGCCCAAAGCCUAGGUUUCGCUCCUGGUGGAAGAGGGCAGCCACGAGCAUCAGGCCCUAGACUGGCUAAUCCAACAUACCACCACCCAGCAGCAGGAGCUCCACCCCCUGCCGGACCUUCCCCUUCGUUCCAGGGUGUCUACGAGGAGAACGUGCCAUGGGAAUGAAGGUGCCCACCACCACCUGAAAAUAAAGAUGUCCAACGUUUCUCUGUAUUUACUGAACCCACUGUCACUUGUCAAAUAGAGGGGGUUACCCAUCGAUUUCUAGUAGAUACUGGAUGUACCUACUCUGCCGUUAGGACAACACAGGCCUUAUCAACAGACUCCAUACAGGUGGUGGGGGUAUCAGGAAGAGCGGAGACACAGCCCAAAACACAACCAUUGCUUUUCCAAUGGGGACUUUCAACAGUACGACAUCAGUUUCUAUACUGCCCUAACUGCCCAAUCAAUUUGCUAGGGAGAGAUUUACUCUGCAGACUUGGAUGCUACAUCAACUUGACAGAAGCCGGAGUGGAGGUAUCCAUCUCACCUCCGACUCAGGGAAGAGUGUUACUCUUACCCUCACUCCCUGUCCCACCUCUGUCCUUGACACAGGAAGUCUAUUGGCUGAAAUGUUUACAAACUACCGCAUCUACCCCUGCCGUCCAAUUCCAAUUCCAUAGCUGGAGAAAAUUCAUCUACACUCUACACCCCUACAAGACGCCCCUCUCCGAGGUGCACUGCACCAUGAAUGUUACGGAUGAGGAAGACAACCCUUACACUGACGACUGGGAUGACAAUAUGAUGCAUCUGACACCCACUAUCAGAUGUGCAUCUAUUGUUUGCGGUCCCGAAGGUGUUGCUGCUCCAGUCAUUUUACCUACACACCUUAAACCAUGGUAUCAGCUUGCACCCGAAUCUGCCCCACACGUCACAUUAGCAGUUGGAAACGGCUAUGAAGCAAGAAGCCUGGGACCCAUGAUACGCCGGGCCUCCAAACUCAUCUGGGAACCUACAGCAACACCUGGCGUGAUGAAGGCAUCCACGGAACAAAUGUGGCGACUUACCUUGGUAGAUACCACCGAGACAUGCCAACCAGAACGACUCUCUCUUCCUCGUCAUCAUGGAAAACCCUACUCCGACCAUCCAUCCACCACAGCCCUAUUGGACUCUAUUGACAAGUCAAUCUGGACCACAUCACCUUUUGAUGUAGGGAAACUUGCAGUCCCUCCAGUCAAGGUAACUCUUACAGACCCGUGCCAAGCCCCUAUAUACCGGUCACAAUACCGUUUGAAGCCGGAACAAACAGAAGGAAUUCGCCCUACCAUCGAAGGACUGUUGGGGGCUGACUGUAUCUAUCCUACCCAUUCACCAUGGAACACCCCUAUACUUCCGGUUCCCAAAGCAGAUGGGAAGACAUACCGAAUGGUACAAGAUUUCCGAGCUAUCAAUGAAGUGACAACAGGGGUAGACUUUCCUGUGCCAGACCCUCACGUCACCCUGAGCAAUCUUUCACCCAGCCACAAAUACUUCACCGUGGUCGAUCUUGCUAAUGCCUUCUU